Messenger RNA from Carlito syrichta (Philippine tarsier), 1623 nucleotides. RefSeq names its product 5-hydroxytryptamine receptor 1E (gene HTR1E). Lineage: Eukaryota; Metazoa; Chordata; Mammalia; Primates; Tarsiidae. Bases 186 to 1283 code for a protein of 365 amino acids. The record is from RefSeq and is a predicted model, not a curated record. Gene Ontology annotation, molecular function: neurotransmitter receptor activity; G protein-coupled serotonin receptor activity. Gene Ontology annotation, biological process: G protein-coupled receptor signaling pathway, coupled to cyclic nucleotide second messenger; chemical synaptic transmission. Gene Ontology annotation, cellular component: plasma membrane; dendrite. The transcript has a single exon.
AACCCUCCAUUUGGACGAAAUGCUGUGGCCCUUCCCUUCACCCACAGAAAAUGGAACCCAAGAUACGAUGUAGCUGAAGCAAUUAUAGCCUCCUUCCAGAUGAGAGACAUUCAAGGCUGCAUAGUUCCCAGCUGAAGGAAAAUAAGCAACAGCUUCUCCACGGUGUAGACUGAAACCGGGGAAGCAUGAACAUCACAAACUGUACCGCAGAAGCCAGCAUGGCUGUGAGACCUAAGACUGUCACUGAGAAGAUGCUCAUCUGCGUGACUCUGGUGGUCAUCACCACGCUGACCACACUGCUGAACUCGGCCGUAAUCAUGGCCAUCUGCACCACCAAGAAGCUCCACCAGCCCGCCAACUACCUGAUCUGCUCUCUGGCCGUGACGGACCUCCUGGUGGCCGUGCUUGUCAUGCCCCUGAGCAUCAUGUACAUUGUCAUGGACAGUUGGAAGCUCGGGUACUUCCUCUGCGAGGUGUGGCUGAGUGUGGACAUGACCUGUUGCACCUGCUCCAUCCUCCAUCUCUGUGUGAUCGCCCUCGACAGGUACUGGGCCAUCACCAACGCAAUUGAAUAUGCCAGGAAGAGGACAGCCAAGAGGGCCGCCCUGAUGGUCCUCACCGUCUGGACCAUCUCCAUCUUCAUUUCCAUGCCCCCUUUGUUCUGGAGGAGCCGCCGCCGGCUCAGCCCACCCCCCAGCCAGUGCACCAUCCAACACGACCACGUCAUCUACACCGUGUACUCCACACUGGGGGCGUUUUACAUCCCCUUGACUUUGAUACUGAUUCUCUAUUACCGGAUUUACCACGCAGCCAAGAGCCUCUACCAGAAAAGGGGAUCGAGCCGGCACUUAAGCAACAGGAGCACCGAUAGCCAGAAUUCUUUCGCAAGCUGUAAGCUUACACAGACUUUCUGUGUGUCUGAUAUCUCCACCUCAGACCCUACCACAGAGUUUGAAAAGUUCCACACCUCCAUCAGGAUCCCUCCCUUUGACAAUGAUCUCGAUCAUCCAGGAGAGCGGCAGCAAAUCUCGAGCACCAGGGAACGCAAAGCCGCACGCAUCCUGGGACUGAUUUUGGGUGCAUUCAUUUUGUCCUGGCUACCAUUUUUCAUCAAAGAGCUGAUUGUAGGUCUGAGCAUACACACCGUGUCUUCUGAAGUGGCCGAUUUUCUGACAUGGCUAGGUUAUGUUAAUUCUCUGAUCAACCCUCUGCUCUACACAAGUUUUAAUGAAGACUUUAAGCUGGCUUUUAAAAAGCUCAUCAGGUGCCGUGAGCACACUUAGACUGUAAAAAGCCAAAAAGACAUGACUUUUACCAGAGCCUCAUGAGUGGGUGGGGGUAAGGGGUGCAAUUUACUCAUUCUUGAACAUACUCAGUUCAGGAGAGUUUGUAAGUAUGUGUGGGCUUGUUGUCUUGUUUGUUUGUUUUGCUCUGUUUGGUUUGGGGCUUGUUGUUUGGUGUGCUGUUUUCUACCUCUGAUCUUAUCUGUGGUAUAUAAUUUCAAAUAAACAUCAUACAAAAACAGAAAUUUCAAAGAAGUAAAUAAUAAGGUAAAACAGUAAAUACUUUUUAUGUUUUUUUAACCAUUUCAGUUACCCUGCAAUUAAAUAAUGCCAAAAAAUA